Messenger RNA from Cyphellophora europaea CBS 101466, 1950 nucleotides. RefSeq lists its product as uncharacterized. Gene Ontology annotation, cellular component: SAGA complex. Gene Ontology annotation, molecular function: transcription coactivator activity. NCBI's taxonomy places the organism in Eukaryota, Fungi, Ascomycota, Eurotiomycetes, Chaetothyriales, Cyphellophoraceae. The coding region runs from base 1 to 1950 and encodes 649 amino acids. The record is from RefSeq and is a predicted model, not a curated record. The transcript is spliced from 2 exons. Gene Ontology annotation, biological process: regulation of transcription by RNA polymerase II.
AUGCCUCCAUUGCCCGGGGCGACGAAAGGCAAACACAAAAGUCGUGAUGCACGGAGGUCGAGGAGUCGGAACACCACGCCAUCUUCUGUCAUCAGCGGCACCGCACCAUCCAACCCCACUCAAACGCCCCUCCUCGAACUCGAAACCUCUAAAUUGCUCGUGGCGCAUCAUCCACAAUACACCGAGAUACUAGAACAGCUCGAGACGAAACCCUCUAACCUCGAGCCGAAGCGCCUGCAAGAUAUUAUUGAGCAGUUGAAAGUACUGAGCGAAUCUGCCGAAAAGCGCGUGGAAUCCUGUGAGCGCGCAGUCCGCCUUAUACACGAGCAGAUGCGCGAUGUCGAGUUCGAGCAGAAGGAACGCGACCGCCUGGCGGAACAGAACCGGAGAAGUAAGACCAAGAAAGAGGAAUCCUCGAAGAACGUAAAGGCAAAGAAGCGCAAGGACCGGCCAUCAAGCUCGGAUGGCGUCGAGAUCAAGAAAGAGGAGGAGCCGGCGAAAAUCAAGGGCCCCCGUGCCACUGGCACGCCUGGGCCGACUGACAGUCCCUCACCCUCAAAGAAGACGAAAUUAAGCCCCGGCACCUCGUCUCUCUCAGAAGUUGCCGACUCGCCGGCCGGAAGCAAGAGUCCCGUCUCCAAGAAAUCUCCUGCGCCAUCCGAUGUUUCCAUGUCAGAAGGCGAGGACAAUAGAGUCAUUCACAAGACCCCCGCUGUCCCGCAACAAGGUUACUUCCCGGAUCCGCUGGCGGAGGAUCCUACCGUCUACCACAUUGAAGAGGUCACACCGACCAUGCCAGAUGCUGACAAGAAGCGGAUAUACAGUGUCACAGCGUACCCGACCAAGGAUUUGAGCGAUCAGAUUGCAGGGCAACCCCCCGACAAGGAUUUCAGCAAUGCUAAACCAACCAAUCAAGUCGCAGCGACAACUUUUCUAACUUACGCCGAACCUUUUCUUCGGCCUCUUACUGAAGAAGAUAUCGCAUUUUUGCGCGAACGAGGUGAUCGGACCACACCGUUCUUGGCCGUGCCUCGAGGAAAGAGGUCCUAUCAGGACAUCUGGGCAGAGGAGGAUGGAAUGAUAGUGGAUUCGUCCGAGAGACCUAGUCUGAACCAAGGUCGUGGCAGCCUUGAGCAACUCAAUGAUGAGACGGCAGCAACUGACCAGAUAUCGACUGGUCCACUGGCAUCACGACUGCUGUCACUGCUUAAAUUCGAGCAUCGCUCGGACCCAAAUGAACACGGCCUGAGCAAUGGCUUGGACUUCAUGGGCGAUGGCAACGACACGAUGGAUCUAGACGGUCUUGCCAACGGCAAUGAUGGGUCUGAGAAACCACUCCCCCCCGCGGCGGCAGUAGCAGAGCAAGCAGGCUCCAAAUCUUCGCAGCGACUGGACUACACGCAGAGCGAGGAGCGGAUCAAGGCAGAGCUUCGCCACCUCGGCCUUCUGGGACAAGAGGAGAACAUCGAUUACGAUGCACAUCACGACGACGACAUCAGCGAGAGACUGCGGCUCCUCCAGAACGAUCUACGACGGGUCAUGGUUGUCAAUGGAGCACGAAAAGCCCGUCUGCUUGACAUGGCAAAAGAACGUUUAGCUUAUCAAGAGUACAGCACCAUUCAUGAGGACCUUGACAACCAAGUGCAACAGGCAUACCUGAAGCGCACAAGAACGCUGGGUAAAGCGAAGAAGGGCGGGCCCGGCGCGAAGCCUCGGCCCGGACAUGUCGCGUCGGCGGCGGCUGGUCUCGCUGUCAACAGAGCCAGAGAUAUCGGUGACAGUGCGAGGAUGCUCAUGGAUCGCCGCAAGCGCUGGGAGAAUUGCAUCGGUCCGGUGUUCAAAGACAUGAAGCGGGGUGUACCCGAUAAAGACACCACGGUGUUUGACAGCGAAGCUAUGAAGCCGUACGAGCGAGGCGAACUGGAAAGCCUCGAAGAGGACGGUGAUUAG